ACAUAGUAUAUAUGUGUGACAAGUGGGGCGUGGAGCCUGGGGGGUUUUACGAGCCUUAUUACAUCAAGGGAGAAGAAUAUCGAAUACACAUGUGUUUUGGUCUAGGCUGGGAUCCGAAAACACCACCAGUUCCACAGCAACUUAUUUCAUUGGCUGCCAAAGCAGUCAAAGACGCUCAACCCCAUCUGGAUCAACUUCCUUCAAUGUCCCCAAAUACUUGUUUAGUCUGUUUCUAUCCACUUUCCUGUGGUCGUAUUGGUCUUCAUCAGGAUCGCCGCGACGAGAGUGGAAGACAAUCAUCCCCUGUGGUUUCCAUCUUCAUUGGUGAGGCUGCAGAAUUUGUGUAUCGCCUUUGUGGAGAUAACAACAAGUUACGAAGUGUUUUGAUGAAGUCUGGUGAUGUAUUGAUAUAUGGUGGCAGGUCCAGACAUAUUUAUCAUGGUGUCACACAGAACAUGCCUUUAUUGUUAUUACAAGAAACAGGGAUUAAAGCAGGUUGUCUAAACCUUACUUUAACGCAGUUUUGACCCUUCCAGUCCAGGAGUGUUGUAUCCUCGGGGUCCUCUUCUGUAAUGUAUUGGAGUUUCAUAAUUUCAUGUUGGUAUGUUUAGUAUGUUGGGUGGACCGGUGGUGGUCACCCGCGCCAUUCAUAUUCCAAGCCAUGUAGUGAAAAC
This is a messenger RNA of Helianthus annuus (common sunflower), 674 nucleotides long. Its product is annotated as alpha-ketoglutarate-dependent dioxygenase AlkB. Gene Ontology annotation, cellular component: nucleus; cytoplasm. The transcript is spliced from 2 exons. Gene Ontology annotation, molecular function: ferrous iron binding; broad specificity oxidative DNA demethylase activity; oxidative RNA demethylase activity. The coding region runs from base 12 to 527 and encodes 171 amino acids. Gene Ontology annotation, biological process: oxidative RNA demethylation. Lineage: Eukaryota; Viridiplantae; Streptophyta; Magnoliopsida; Asterales; Asteraceae. The record is from RefSeq and is a predicted model, not a curated record.